Messenger RNA from Tachysurus vachellii, 4223 nucleotides. It is a transcript of the gene srek1, whose product is annotated as splicing regulatory glutamine/lysine-rich protein 1. Gene Ontology annotation, molecular function: RNA binding. Bases 1267 to 2646 code for a protein of 459 amino acids. The transcript has 12 exons. NCBI's taxonomy places the organism in Eukaryota, Metazoa, Chordata, Actinopteri, Siluriformes, Bagridae. Gene Ontology annotation, cellular component: nucleoplasm. The record is from RefSeq and is a predicted model, not a curated record.
GCCACACGCCACUAUCCUUCUCAUCUAAAGUGUGUUACAUAAAAUACAAGGAGCCAAGUAGUGUUGGCGUGGCCCAGCAUUUAACCAACACUGUGUUUAUUGACAGAGCUCUUAUUGUCGUGCCAUGUGCAGAAGAUGACUAGAGUGGCCCAGGCGUUACAGUACUACCCUAGCCUGACUCAAGGCUUUGUUUUCCAAGCCACUAAACCCGCUGGGGCCAACGCUGCCUUCAAGGGGGGAUUGUGACCAGGAGCAUAGCUGCUGAACCUUCCAAGAUGGACACCUUGUCUCUUUUUUUUUUUUUUUUUUUUCUGUUUCUUUUUCUUUUGUCUCUUUUUUGGUUUUGUUUGUUUUUUCUCUGACAUUAUGUCUUGUUUGCCUCUUAGAAGAGGCUGUUGCAUAUUUCAUUGUGUUGUUUCUUUUUGUUUUGUUUUGUUUUUUUUUUUGUUUAUUUCUUCUGUCCCCAAGUCCCCACAUACCCCCUCCUCUUCCCUAUGCAGUUGUCCACUUUUGCGUGUCUCAAAGCUGUCCAGGUUGGCAUCCAGUAAUGGAGGGGAAAUUGAACGGUACACAGGCAGCUGUGGCUGGCGAUUCAUUCUGAUCUCUGUGUCUAAUCUCUCUCUCUUUCUCUUUUUCUCUCUCUCUCUCUCUCUCUUACUCUCACUCUCACUCUCACUCUCUCUCUCUCUCUCUCUCUCUCUCUCUCUCUCUCUCUCUCUCUCUCUCUCUCUCUCUCUCUGUCAGUAUUGCCAUGUUUUCACUUUGACUUAAGGAUCCUGUACGAUAACCCUAAAUACUCUUUCAGCGUACCGUUAUCGAGCACUAUAUUAACUUGUAUUAACCUUUUACUUAAGGACUAAGGAAUUUACAGAUUCACACAAUCACAAUGUCUCUUUAAAAUUUUAUAAUUGAAUCGAUUUAAUUUCUAAUCUAUCCAUGCGCAUUUCCUACCCAGUAUUAUCAAUUCUUAGACACUCUUUUAUUCAACGCAUGCAAGAAUGAAUUUUUACCAAGACUAGAUAAAAAUAAAUAAAUAAAAAUCCGGAAGCUGCUUAUAUUUUUAUUCCCGAGUUACAUUUAUUGUUCAGGAGGUAAUUGAUUUCCUUUUUUUUUUUUUCCCCCUUUUUAAAAGAAACUGAAAAUGUUCUUCUCUUCUGUAUCUGAUGUUCUGUGUGCUAUUAGUGAUGCAGCCAACAUGAACGGUUGUCUUGUGUUGCACACCCUUUCCAACACUGCGACACGAUUGCCCCAAGGAGAAAAGCGCCCAUGCUUGAUAUCGUACGGUUCAUGCCCAUUAUGUUUCCAGUCCAGAAGGGAGAAAGUGCUGUGGCUCUUUAUUGCUCACUCUCACACCAGGUCACUUGCCUCAUAGGAAAGAUCCCAGAGGAAACCAAGGCUCUGUCCCUCCUGGCACCUGCAGCCCCAGUGCCCAGUUUGAUGCCCGGCGGAGGACUGCUGCCCAUCCCAAGCCCUGCUCCGCUGCCGAAUCAGUUGAGUGUGCCACUGGCAGCCCGGGGACCGCUGCACCUUGGGCUCGACUCACCACUGAGCACCAUCCCUUCUCAACCCCCUAUCAUGGGCAACGUGGACCCGUCCAAAAUCAACGAGAUCCGCAGAACGGUGUAUGUCGGCAAUCUCAAUUCUCAGACCACGACAGCAGAGCAGCUGCUGGAGUUCUUCAAACAGGUCGGCGAGGUGAAGUUUGUGCGCAUGGCGGGAGACGAGACUCAGCCAACACGUUUUGCCUUUGUGGAGUUCGCCGGUCAGGAGUAUGUGUCACGAGCGCUCGCCUUGAACGGAGUCAUGUUCGGAGACAGACCUUUAAAGAUCAACCAUUCCAACAAUGCCAUUGUCAAGCCGCCAGAGAUGACUCCUCAGGCUGCUGCUAAAGAACUGGAGGACGUAAUGAAGCGUGUUAGAGAGGCUCAGUCCAGCAUAGCAGCAGCCAUUGAUCCAGCCGACACCAAAAAGCGCUCAUCCAGCACAUCCAGGAGAUCGAGAAGGUCCCAUUCCAGAUCUCGCUCUCGUUCACGUUCUCGCUCGCAACGGAAACGCUCCCGAUCCAGACACAGGGGCCGGACAUCACAGAAGUCAUGGAAGAAGACGAGCGACUCGCACAAGAGACGCUCUAGAGACAGGAGAUACAGCCGCUCACACUCCAGAGAAAGACGGAAAGACAGAGACGGGAAGAUGAGGAGGGGGGACGAUGUUGAUGAUAGGAGAAGGGACAAAAAGGGAAGAAUGCCUGUUAAAGCUUACAGACCAUCCUCAAGAUCCCCAAGCAACAGCAGGGGACACAGAAAGGGCAGCAAAUCACGCUCCACGUGUGUAAGAAAGAAAGCAAGGUCUCCAUCACCAAAGAGGGGAAAGAAAGACAGGAGGAGAGAACAUGGGCAGGGCAGCCACAGAAAAUGGGGAGACAGAUCAACAUCCAGGAGGAGGAGCAGAGACUCAGACAGAAAGGAAAGCAAAGCUAAAGCCAAACAGACGGAAAGCGGGUACAAGCAGAAGGAACAGGACUACGAGAGCGACGGUGAAGACAUGGGCUCAGGUGCCAGUGAAGACUUUUCUCCUCACGCCCAUCACAACGGCGAGUACAGCAGCAUGCACGCAGACGAGGGCGAAGAGUUCUCCACAACGGAGUGAAGCAGGACCACAGAGAUCGGACACUUCACCGGGGUUCACAUACUUGAAAUGUUCAUGUUCCUCUCUGUACAGUGUUUUCUCUCCUUUCACUCCAUCAUGUUGUUAGAUUCUUAGAACUGUGAGAAUUAUAUAAGAGCUAUAUUGAAAUAUACUGGAUGCUUUGUGUACGUAUAACGAUUAGCCGUUACAUUAAAACCACCCGCCUAAAUACAUCUAAGCACGGACUCCAUAACACCUGAAGGCGAUGCUGUGGUAUCUAGCACUGCGUACUAGCAGCACCCUACGAGACACUAUGUUCAGGAGAUGCUCUGAUUCGCUCGUGCGGCCCAAAUCCUUAUGCUGGCUCAUUAUUUCCUGCUCUGAGUACUGACUUCACUGCUUUAUCGCACCCUUGACAGCUUCCACUGAAACAGCAUAAUCAUAUUAUUGACUUCACACUUCAGUCAGUGGUUUUAAUGUUACGGCUAAUCUAUAUAAUUCAGGAUUUCUAUUUCCUUUCUUCUCUUUCUGUUGUUUUUUAAAUAGAAAGCACCUCAUGGACCUGCCUCUCAAUGACUUUUUACUAGAAUCCAGGGACUUCUUUUUCCACUUUUAUUUGAUGUAGUUAUGCAAAUGCCCUCAAUAAUUAAAGUGUAUAACCUUAGUAAUUACACGUUUGAAUGAAAUACACAGGAGGAGGGGAUAAAAACACCUAGUAUGUAAGAAGUGCCUGGAAAAAAAAAAAAGUUGCACAUAUUCUGUAUACUUAUAAAACCUAGAUAUAGCCUGUGCAUUUAUCUAGCUCGUUAAACGCCAUAGUCACUGCUUUUUAGAUGUAUUUUUUGCACAGUAUUUUGCAUUAAUCAGUAAAUAAUGAUGAGGCAUACAGUACUUUUACUGUACAGUGUUAUCAGUUCAUCAGAUAUUCUCAGUUUUUUUUUUCACCUUUACGUCAUGUUUUAUGUGCAAGUCUGAAGUGUGCAAAAUUUGAAGUAAAAACAGUGACGUAUGACUACAUGAAAGAAAUCCGAACUAAUCUGAGUUUGGGAACAUUACAAAGGUUCUGAAAAUUUAUUUUUUUUUUGUUUACUUUUGUCAAAGAUGUUAUUCAGUCAUACAUGUGUAUUUGUGUGUAUAUAGUUGAGUGCACACUAUUAGGACAAAAUAAACGGUUAAAUAAAAACAAAAAAAUGUAUCUUAAAGCAGAACGUGUUCAUUUCAAUAAUGAAGGUUUGUAGUGUGUAUAACGUGAUAUUAUUAGAGGGGAACAUUUGCAAUUCUUUCUAUAUGUGGGUUGUUGUCUGAUUGCAGGACAUGCAACUUUCUACAACUGUAUUUUGCUGUUGAAAUGUAAAAUAAAGAUACAAUUUCCAUUUUUUUUCUAAAUAUGUAAAAAAAACAAACAAACUGGGGUGUAAACCUUUGCACUUCACUGUAUGACUAUUAAAAGUUAAAAAAAAAAAAACCACAAUGAGAAUGUGAGAAUUGUGACCUAGAUUUUUUUUUGCAGUGCAGUGUGUCUCGAUACUUUUGACCUAUUUUUGGAAACGAAAAAGUACAUUGUAAAAUGAAUAAAUAUUCCCUGAUACAUUGAAAAA